GUGCAGAUUGUGCAGUGACAUGUCGCUCUUGUGCUCAAAAUGGCCACCACGAACGAUUCGAAGGCGCCUUUGCGCCAAGUUAAAAGAGUGCAGUUUGGUAUAUUAUCACCUGAUGAAAUCCGACGUAUGUCCGUCACGGAAGGGGGCAUUCGCUUUCCCGAAACCAUGGAAGGCGGAAGGCCGAAGCUUGGCGGACUUAUGGAUCCACGACAAGGGGUGAUUGACAGGAAUGCCAGGUGUCAAACCUGUGCUGGAAAUAUGACCGAAUGUCCUGGUCACUUCGGACAUAUCGAUUUAGCUAAACCAGUAUUUCAUAUUGGUUUCAUUACAAAGACUAUAAAAAUCUUGAGAUGUGUUUGCUUCUACUGCUCUAAGCUGCUUGUUAGCCCGACAAAUCCAAAGAUAAAAGAAGUAGUUAUGAAAUCAAAGGGACAACCGCGUAAGAGAUUGACAUAUGUAUAUGACCUUUGCAAAGGUAAAAAUAUUUGCGAGGGUGGUGAAGACAUGGAUAUUGGCAAAGAAGGGGAAGAAGGUAAAAGAGGGUCUGGACAUGGUGGUUGUGGUCACUACCAACCAUCUAUUAGACGUCAAGGUUUAGAUCUAACUGCUGAAUGGAAACAUGCAAAUGAAGAUACACAAGAAAAGAAAAUAAUAAUAACAGCAGAGAGAGUGUGGGAGAUACUUAAACACAUCACAGAUGAGGAAUCAUUUAUUUUGGGGAUGGAUCCCAAAUUUGCCAGACCGGAUUGGAUGAUUGUAACAGUCUUGCCAGUGCCACCAUUGUCAGUGAGACCAGCUGUUGUCAUGUUUGGUGCUGCAAAAAAUCAAGAUGAUUUGACUCAUAAACUGGCUGACAUUAUCAAGGCAAAUAAUGAAUUGAUGAGGAAUGAACAGUUGGGUGCUGCAGCUCAUGUCCUUGCCGAAAACAUUAGACUGUUACAAUUUCAUGUGGCCACAUUUGUAGACAAUGAUAUGCCGGGCAUGCCUAAAGCAAUGCAGAAAUCAGGAAAACCUCUGAAAGCAAUCAAAGCCCGGCUGAAGGGAAAAGAAGGUAGAAUAAGAGGAAACCUUAUGGGAAAACGUGUAGAUUUUUCAGCUCGUACUGUUAUUACACCUGAUCCAAAUUUACGUAUUGACCAAGUAGGAGUACCUCGGUCAAUUGCUCAAAAUUUAACAUUCCCAGAGCUUGUCACCCCAUUUAAUAUUGACAGAAUGCAAGAGUUGGUCAGAAGAGGAAAUGCCCAAUAUCCUGGUGCCAAAUAUAUCGUACGCGAUAACGGGGAAAGAAUUGAUCUUCGAUUCCAUCCUAAACCAUCAGAUCUACAUCUGCAGUAUGGGUACAAAGUUGAGCGACAUUUAAGAGAUGAUGAUUUGGUUAUAUUUAACCGGCAGCCUACUCUCCACAAGAUGAGUAUGAUGGGACACAGGGUGAAAGUGCUACCUUGGUCAACAUUCCGUAUGAAUUUAAGUUGUACGUCUCCUUACAAUGCUGAUUUCGAUGGAGAUGAAAUGAAUUUACAUGUUCCGCAGUCUAUGGAAACUCGAGCAGAAGUUGAAAAUAUUCAUAUUACACCUCGCCAAAUUAUUACACCACAAGCCAAUAAACCUGUCAUGGGUAUUGUACAAGAUACAUUAACUGCUGUCAGAAAAAUGACAAAAAGAGAUGUGUUCCUCACUAAAGAACAAGUUAUGAAUUUACUUAUGUUCUUACCUACAUGGGAUGGUAAGAUCCCACAGCCGUGUAUUUUGAAGCCACAACCACUGUGGACUGGUAAACAGAUAUUUACUUUAAUCAUUCCUGGAAACGUAAAUAUGAUUAGAACACACUCAACACAUCCUGAUGAAGAAGAUGAUGGACCAUAUAAAUGGAUAUCACCAGGUGAUACAAAAGUUGUUGUGGAGCAUGGAGAAUUGCUUAUGGGUAUCCUAUGUAAGAAAUCAUUGGGUGCUUCAGCAGGUUCUUUGCUUCACAUUUGUAUGUUGGAGUUGGGCCAUGAAACUGCUGGCCGAUUUUAUGGUAAUAUUCAGACUGUAAUCAAUAACUGGUUGUUACUGGAAGGCCAUUCCAUUGGUAUUGGUGACACUAUUGCUGAUCCACAAACAUACCAAGAAAUUCAGCGUGCCAUUGUAAAGGCCAAAGAUGAUGUCAUAGAAGUUAUCCAAAAAGCUCAUAAUAUGGAACUGGAGCCAACUCCAGGUAACACUUUGAGACAGACAUUUGAAAAUCAAGUAAAUCGUAUUCUAAACGACGCUCGUGACAAAACUGGUGGUUCAGCUAAGAAGUCCCUUACAGAGUACAACAACCUUAAGGCUAUGGUAGUUGCAGGUUCAAAAGGUUCAAAUAUUAAUAUAUCUCAAGUUAUUGCUUGUGUGGGUCAGCAAAACGUAGAAGGUAAACGUAUUCCAUUUGGCUUUCGAAAGCGAACAUUACCACAUUUUAUUAAAGACGAUUACGGUCCUGAAUCUAGAGGCUUUGUAGAAAAUUCUUAUCUUGCCGGCUUGACGCCAUCGGAGUUCUAUUUUCACGCUAUGGGUGGUCGUGAAGGUCUUAUUGAUACUGCUGUUAAAACUGCUGAGACUGGAUAUAUUCAACGUCGUUUGAUAAAGGCUAUGGAGUCCGUAAUGGUACAUUACGACGGAACUGUUCGUAAUUCUGUCGGGCAAUUGAUCCAAUUACGUUAUGGCGAGGAUGGUCUCGCUGGAGAAACUGUAGAAUUCCAGAAUUUACCUACAGUGAAACUGUCCAACAAAGCAUUUGAAAAGAAAUUCAAAUUUGAUCCUUCUAAUGAGAGAUACCUUAAACGAAUUUUCAAUGAAGAUAUUAUUAAAGAGUUGACCGAGUCCGGAUACGUAAUAUCUGAUCUUGAAAGUGAAUGGGAACAGUUAUCAAAGGACAGAGAAAUAUUGAGACAAAUUUUCCCUAGCGGUGAAUCAAAGGUCGUACUUCCUUGUAAUUUCAAGAGAAUGAUUUGGAAUGUACAGAAGAUUUUCCAUAUUAAUAAAAGAAUGCCAACAGACUUAAGUCCUAUUAAGGUCAUACAAGGAGUAAAAGAUUUGUUGAAGAAAUGUGUUAUUGUAGCAGGGGAAGAUCGCUUAUCUAAGCAGGCUAAUGAGAAUGCCACCCUUCUGUUCCAAUGUUUAGUAAGAUCAACAUUGUGCACGAAAUUUGUAUCGGAAGAAUACCGUUUGUCAAGUGAAGCCUUCGAAUGGCUUAUUGGAGAAAUUGAAACUCGUUUCCAGCAGGCUCAAGUGAAUCCAGGAGAAAUGGUUGGAGCUUUAGCUGCACAAUCACUUGGAGAACCUGCCACUCAGAUGACAUUGAACACUUUCCACUUUGCUGGUGUAUCAUCCAAAAAUGUAACACUUGGUGUACCGCGAUUGAAGGAAAUCAUUAACAUAUCUAAGAAACCAAAAGCGCCAUCUCUAACUGUAUUUCUGACAGGUGGUGCCGCUCGAGACGCUGAAAAAGCUAAGAAUGUUCUGUGCAGAUUAGAACAUACAACUUUGCGAAAGGUUACUGCAAAUACAGCCAUCUACUAUGACCCAGAUCCACAAAAUACAGUUAUUGCUGAAGAUCAAGAAUUCGUUAAUGUUUACUAUGAGAUGCCUGACUUUGAUCCCACCAAGAUAUCGCCUUGGCUUUUGCGUAUUGAAUUAGAUCGCAAGAGGAUGACGGAUAAGAAAUUGACUAUGGAACAGAUUGCAGAAAAAAUUAAUGCAGGUUUCGGAGAUGAUUUGAACUGCAUAUUCAACGACGAUAAUGCUGAGAAACUUGUACUUCGUAUAAGAAUCAUGAAUAACGAAGAGAGUAAAUUCCAAGAUAACGAUGAAGAGACUGUGGACAAAAUGGAAGAUGACAUGUUCCUACGUUGUAUUGAAGCCAAUAUGUUAUCUGACAUGACACUACAAGGCAUUGAAGCUAUUGCCAAAGUAUACAUGCAUUUACCUCAAACUGAAGCUAAAAAGCGAAUCAUUAUUACAGAACAAGGUGAAUUUAAGGCAAUUGCUGAAUGGCUACUUGAAACUGAUGGUACUUCACUUAUGAAAGUCCUUUCCGAAAGAGACGUAGAUCCGAUAAGAACAUUUUCUAACGACAUUUGUGAAAUAUUCCAAGUACUUGGUAUUGAGGCUGUGCGAAAGUCAGUAGAAAAGGAAAUGAAUGCCGUGUUGCAAUUCUAUGGUCUAUACGUAAACUAUCGCCAUCUUGCUUUGCUUUGUGAUGUGAUGACAGCAAAGGGUCACCUCAUGGCUAUUACCCGUCACGGUAUUAACAGACAAGACACUGGCGCCUUAAUGAGAUGUUCAUUCGAAGAAACGGUAGACGUUUUACUAGACGCAGCCAGUCAUGCCGAAGUGGAUCCAAUGAGAGGAGUAUCAGAAAAUAUAAUUAUGGGACAGUUGCCACGAAUGGGCACAGGAUGUUUUGACUUACUACUUGAUGCAGAAAAGUGUAAACACGGAAUGGAAAUGGGAGGUCUUGGAGUAGGCAUGGGUGUUGGUGCAGGAAUGUACUUUGGUGUUGGAACACCGUCUAUGACACCACUAAUGACACCAUGGUCUACUCAGAACACACCAGGGUAUGGCAGCAGUGUAUGGUCACCGGGUCAAGUUGGCAGUAGUAUGACCCCUGGUGGUCCAUCGUUCUCGCCAUCUGGUGCAUCGGACGCUUCUGGUCUCUCACCAGCUUACAGUGCCUGGUCUUCACAGCCAGGUUCACCAGGGUCACCUGGACCACCACUGUCACCCUAUGCGUCCCCCGCGGGAGCUUCCCCGUCUUAUUCUCCGACUAGUCCGGUUUACUCAGGAGCUUCUCCUCUACAGUCUAACCCCACAUCCCCGCAUUACUCACCGACCAGUCCUUCAUAUUCCCCAACCUCACCACACUAUUCACCGACUUCACCAAUUUAUUCUCCAACUUCCCCAAGUUAUUCACCGACAUCGCCAGGUUACUCGCCAACGUCUCCUUCGUAUUCGCCGACGUCGCCAAGUUAUUCCCCUACUUCCCCGAGUUAUUCUCCCACCAGUCCGGCAUAUUCACCUACUUCUCCCAGUUACUCUCCCACUUCGCCGAGUUACUCGCCAACGAGUCCCUCAUAUUCACCAACAAGUCCAUCUUACUCACCGACAAGCCCGGGAUAUUCGCCGACGUCUCCGGGAUAUUCGCCAUCCUCUCCAAGCUAUUCGCCUACCAGUCCAGUUUAUAGUCCAACUUCACCCAGUUAUUCGCCAUCAUCACCAAAUUAUACACCAACCUGUCCUGCCUAUUCUCCAUCGAGUCCGUCAUAUUCUCCGACAUCUCCAGCUUAUUUACCAUCUUCUCCAAAAUAUUCACCGUCGUCGCCACAAUACUCGCCGACGUCGCAGAAUUAUUCGCCGACUUCACCGUCCCUCGCUGGAGGAAGUCCCACAUAUUCUCCGACAAGCCCACAAUAUUCUCCAACAAGCCAUCAUUAUUCACCAACCAGCCCGGCGUAUUCACAUUCCUCUCCUCAGCACCAGUCGAGUACACCUUAUUCCCCGUCAUCGCCUAAUUAUUCUCCUUCUUCACCUAAUUACUCGCCGUCGUCUCCUGGCUAUUCGCCAUCUUCUACUAAGUAUUCACCGACAUCGACGACAUAUACUCCGACAUCUCCGAACUACUCGCCGACUUCCCGCGUGCACUCCCCAGCCUCAGGUGGGGGAACCACUACCUACUCCCCAACUUCACCUACUUAUUCUCCUAACUCUCCAUCGUAUGAUGCCGGCGAUGACUAAUUUUGCGUAUAUUUAAUUUGUAACUAUUAUAAAGUUAGUGAAAAUAAUAAAAACGUCUCUUCAGCAGUAUUUAAAAGAGAUGGACCAUAAGGUCACCAAAAAUAUUAUUUUUAGUUUUAUUCAUAAAACAAG
Papilio machaon (common yellow swallowtail) is the source of this 5886-nucleotide messenger RNA. RefSeq names its product DNA-directed RNA polymerase II subunit RPB1 (gene RpII215). Gene Ontology annotation, biological process: transcription by RNA polymerase II. The transcript has 7 exons. Lineage: Eukaryota; Metazoa; Arthropoda; Insecta; Lepidoptera; Papilionidae. Gene Ontology annotation, molecular function: DNA binding. Bases 40 to 5754 code for a protein of 1904 amino acids. The record is from RefSeq and is a predicted model, not a curated record. Gene Ontology annotation, cellular component: RNA polymerase II, core complex.